This is a messenger RNA of Passer domesticus (house sparrow), 12772 nucleotides long. It is a transcript of the gene BTBD8, whose product is annotated as BTB domain containing 8. Lineage: Eukaryota; Metazoa; Chordata; Aves; Passeriformes; Passeridae. Gene Ontology annotation, molecular function: protein binding. The transcript is spliced from 18 exons. The record is from RefSeq and is a predicted model, not a curated record. Bases 168 to 5450 code for a protein of 1760 amino acids.
UCCCGCCCGGCGCGGAUCCCGCGGCGCUCCCGCUCGGGGCCGGUUACUGCCGGUGACCCGAGCGCCGCCCCGGUGCUGCCCGUGAGUGCGGCGGCUGCCGCCAAGGCACCGACUGCCAGUCCCGCCCCGGUGUCUGUCGCCGCGCGGCGCGGAGUGGCGGCCGGCACAUGGCGCGCUGCAGCGGCGGCGCAGCGCCGAAGGGCCCCGGCCCGGCGGCGGCGGAGCGGCAGCGGCUGAAGGAGGCGCUGGGCGAGCAGCUCCGGCAGGACCUGGACAGGCUGCUGGCGGAGGGGACCCACUCCGACGUGACCUUCCAAGUCGGCGGCGAGGAGGUGCGGGGGCACCGGGCCGUGCUGCUGGCGCGGGCGCCGCUGCUCUGCGAACGUCUGGCGGGGGGCCAGCUGCAGCUGCCCGGCCUGGGAGCCGCGGCGUUACGGGAUUUCCUGCGGAUUCUAUAUACAUCUGAUAUAAAUCUAAAAGAAAUUGAGGACCUGUUUAUGAGGCUAAUACAAGAAAGGAACCCUACUACUCUUCACAAUGCUCAAAAAAAUGUAAAUUGUCUUGGACAAAGCAAAAGAACACCAGUUGAUCAGAAUACUCCAAGUGGAGCUGUGCAGAAAGGAGAUGUUUGUUUGUCUGGUAUUGAAGAAAUUCCAGAAGCAGUCACUGAUGCAGAAAGCAACCAAGCCACUGCAGGUAAUUCCAAAGUAGAAACCGCGUCUGUGUUAGGAGAAGACUUAUUGAUGCUCUACAGGAAGUGCUGUUGUCCAGAUAUUAAUAUUUAUGUCGAAGGCAAAGAUUUUCAAGCUCACAGGGCCAUUUUAUGUGCCAGAUCUAGUUACUUUGCUGCUAUGCUGAGUGGAAGUUGGGCUGAGAGCUCUCAAGAGCACAUCACUCUUCAAGGCAUAAGCCAUGCAGAAAUGAAUGUUGUCUUGCAUUUUAUAUAUGGAGCUAUUCUCGACUUCCCAGACGAAGUUGAUGUUGGUCACAUGUUGGGCAUUGCAGACAUGUAUGGGCUGGAUGGACUAAAACAAGUAGCUAUCUACGUUUUGAAAAGAGAUUACUGCAAUUUUUUCCAAAAGCCUGUUCCUGGCAAACAGCAACCUGUACUAGAAUGCAUGGCUAUUGCUCAUUCAUUGGGAGUGGAAAACCUAUAUGCUGCUUGCAUGAAAUGGGUAGGAAAACAUUUUGCAAGAUGUUUUUCAGAGAAAAGCUUUGCCAAUUUACCUACUGAACUUCAGAACAAUUGUCUUGUUAUGUUGAUUAACUCUUUGAACCACAAGAAUGCUGCUUCCCGGCUGAUGGAGAGUGACCGGCUGCUCAACAGCCUGCCCCGAGUGAAAUGGACAGAGACCGCUGUGGCCUUGGCAUCACGGCUGCACGAGCAAUGUGUGACCUUUAUUGUUGCAAACUUCCUACACGUAGUGCAAAGUGAAGGCUUCUCUGUUUUGUUGCAGGCACAGGCAAUGAGCAGCAAACCUGACCUCCUAGAACAAAUUUUCAAUGCAAUUGAAAAAGGCAUUAAUAAUGAAAAUAGCUGCUUUCUUCUUGUAGCAGUGGAUAUGUUGUUGGACUCUGCAAAUGCGAAGGAGAUGGGUUUUACGUGCAAGAUCCAGGCGCUGCGUGAUAAGCUCUGGGUCUUCCUGGUUCAGUCUUUUUAUGCUGUUCGUCACACAGAAGGCUGGAAGCUGAUGAGGCCAGACCAUCAAGAGAAAAUACAAGCAGCUGCAUUUGACAAGGGUGAUGACCGAAGACUUGGCAAAAAACCUGUGUUCACCAGUUCUCAGCUAAAUAAAACUACUACUGCAUCUGUUGGUACAAGGAAUACUUCCUGGGCAGAACACGGCAAGAAAGAUUGCUGUGCAGAUUCUUCCACUAAUCAGGAUAAAAUGAAAUCUGAUGGAUUAGGAGCAUCUGGACAUGCAUCCACCAAUAGAAACACUGUUAAUAAGACUUCAAAGCAUGAGGAUGUGAAGGGGAAAGAUGGCAAAAAAUUAGUUUCCAAGAUUACUAAGGAUUCCAAACCUGGGGAAAAAGCCGCUUUGCCAAAGGCUAGAGCUGUUGUAAAGACAAAAAUAGAAAAUAAUGGAAAUGUGAAGGCUGAAAGCAUGCUUACCAAGCAAGAUAUAGAAAAGACAUCAUCUGCAAGUGGACAAAAAAAUUCAGGAAGCAGCAAAGGUCUGAGGAACCAUGAAGGAAAAGUUGCAGGUGCCAGACCUAAAGUGCUGACAGUAACCUCAAGCAUGCAGAACAAAACAAAACCAUUGAAAAAAACCACAGGGAAGGAAUCUCCCUCCUUGGUGACUGUGGCAGCAACUUCCAGCAAGUCAGCAAAUUCAAACACAGAUGUGCAGACUGCGGGUGAACAGACCGAGGAGCCCAAAGAGGAUAAAUCCGUAGAGGAAGGGAAAAAACAGACUGUAGUGAAAACAAAAGUAUCUGUGAAGGUAUCAAAUGGAGUCACCACCAAAAAAAAAAAGACCGAGCUUGAGGCCAAUGCCACAACAAGCAGUCUGACAAAAAAACCAACAGGAAAGGGGUGUAAUGAGCAAAAUGUACAAGCUGUUCCAAAGAAAAAAGGGAAUGUGAGUAUGAAUUCUACACCACAGCAAAAGACUCAAAACACACCUACCAAUUCUCCCAAGAACCAAGGACCUCAGGGGGAAUCACCAAAUUCACUGAAAUCAGGAAUGUCUCCAAAACAUAAUGAAGAAAAAAAUGUGUUACAACACCUGGUUCAGACAACACUCCCAGAAAAACAUCCUUCAGCUAAGAAGAAGAGUAUUAAACAAUCACCAACACCUGUAACAAAAGCCACUUCAAAAAUAACACCUAAGACUCUGGCUCCAUCAAAGAAUGCUGAGAUUGCAAACAGUAAAGACCCAAAACAGAAAACAGCUGUAUUAAAAUCUCAGUCCUCUGCCCAAAAGCAUUCAAGGAGUGAUUCUCCUGUUGUCCAGAAGAAUAUGCACACCUCUGAGCACAGAGGUUCAGGACAGAAACUUGAGAAAAACACAGCUGAUGCUGUGGCAGGUCAGCUUCAUGACAAUAAUGAAUGUUAUUCUGCAAAUGAAUCUUUAACACCUGCCACAGAAAGCAGCAGUGACAAUAAAUUGCUGGAGUCCUGUCAAUCCAAUAAACAAAAAUUACCAGAUACGUCUGCAACUGUGCAAUACGAAAUACAAUCCAAAUCUUCUUCUCCUCAAAUUGCAGAAGAAACUAUUUAUAAACUGAAUGCUUCAAUACAAAAUGACAUGGAAACAAGACAAAUCUGUGGAGAUCAGACUGGAAUUAGAAAGACUGAAGAUCCAGAGAAAGAUGAUAAUACAGCUGAAUUUCACUGUCGUGCACAGUCUUCCAGUGAUGGAUAUUCAGACUUUUCCAAGGAAACCAAUCAAAAGGCCAUUGUUUUAGGAGAACUGGUGAAAGAUUCAAAAGCAGAAAAAGUCUGUAAUGAACAGAGUGACAAAAUAAACUCUGAAACAGGUCAUAACUAUCGUGAAAGUGCUUUAUCAAGUUUUUCCCAAGUAACCAAUAAAGAGGAUGAGACAUCAUCUUCUCAGAUCCAUGUGGAAGGAUUUCUUACAGUUGAUGAACUGUGUGAUACAUCAGCCUUGACUGAAUAUAAAUCAGUUACAACAGAUUUAGACGAUGUUUCAGAAUGUUCCACAGAACAAAUAACAGAAAAAUAUUCACCUAAUUACACAGAGCUUAUAGAGCCUAUGGAAAUGCCAGAAAACCAUGAAAAUGCAGAAAUUCCCUUUGUGGACCAUUGGAGUACUGGUGCUGUAGAUCCAAAAGAGAGCCCUGAAUCAGAUACUGGCAGUGCAACCACAUCCUCUGAUGAUAUAAAACCAAGAUCUGAAGAUUAUGAUGCUGGAGGCUCUCAGGAUGAUGAGGGAUCCAAUGAAAGAGGGAUUUCUAAAUGCAGUACUAUGUUAUGUCACGACUUUCUUGGAAGAAGCAGCAGUGACACAAGUACACCUGAGGAAUUAAAAAUUUAUGAUAGCAGCCUAAGAAUAGAAGUGAAAAUGAAAAAAGAGGGUUCUGAUCUCUUUCGUGUUAAUUCAACAAGUGAUGAUGAAAUACCAAGAAAAAUCUGGUCCCAUCAAGAGAGUUCACGGACCACAACUAGAGAAAGCAAAAGUUCUACCUUUGGUAAUACACAGUUUACUCAGGAAGCAGACCAAGUUUCUUCUUCUGCCGAUGAAACAGAAGAUGACAGAUCUGAAGCAGAGAACGUUGCAGAAAACUUUCCCCCACCAAAUGUUCCUACUCAACAGUUCCAGGGAAUUGAUAAUUUAGCUUUUGAGGAUGCAACAGAAAAUGAUACUGCAAGUCAGGAGUUUUCUAAAACUAAAAAUUUCAAACGAUCUGUUUUACUUUCAGUAGAUGAAUGUGAAGAAUUGGGAGCUGAUGAUAAAGUGGAAACUCACACUUCACGUCAGCACUCAAUAGAUUCUCUUACUCCAGAAGUAUUUGACAGUGUUUCUCAAGAGCACCAUGGAACGACAUUUUAUUCAAGAUACUCAUUGGAAACUGAAGAGGGAUUCCUGGAUGGCAAACAGCAAAAGGAUAGAGACAAUAGACUGGAUAAAAGUGGAAGUUCUGUCCUGCAUCUUCAUGGUACUGAAAUCCCAGGAAAGGAGAAUCAAGGUGCUUCAACGACUGAACAAAACUGCCCAGAGAAAGUAUAUUCAGCAGCUAGUCCACAUCCAGGAGAAAACCAGCAAGUCAAUAUGAAGAAUGAGGUGGCUAGUGAAUUUCACCAGUGCAAUAAGUACUUAGACAAUGAUGCAAAAUCUCAAGAAAGACCAUGUCAUCUGGAUCUUCAGCAGAGAGAAACUAAUUCUGAUGUGCAAAAGAGCAGCUCUGCAAAACCUGUAGAAGCCAGUAAGAAUCAGAUGCUGACUCAGGAAAGUCAAGUGAGAGAGAGUCAACCAGCAACUACUGAAUGCGCUAAUACUGAUUUACUUCCAGGAGACAUAGAUGAUUAUGACACAAUGGCACAAACCUGCAUGUAUGAACAUCGGCCUUCAAAAACCCUUUCUCCAAUAUAUGAGAUGGAUGUUGGAGAAGCAAUUGAGCAGAGGAUGGAUUCAGAAACAGCAGUUCUAGACAUGGAUUUUGAAGAUCAACAGUUUGCAGAACAGGACUGGACUCUACUCAGGCAAUUGCUAUCUGAGCAGGACUCAAAUAUAGAUUUCAAAAACUCUGUUCCUGAAGACCUUAACUUAGCACAAUGUCUUAUCAACCAGACACUGUUUCUGGCACGAGAUGGUUCGAAUCCUCAGGGUACCUCACAAGUUGACACGUUCAGCAGGUGGACUGAGCUCAUGUCUCCGCUUGACGACUCCUCAGCGAGCAUUACAGUGGCAAGCUUUUCAUCUGAAGACUGCUCGUCCCCUCAAGGGGAAUGGACAAUUCUUGAACUGGAAACCCAUCAUUAAGGUUUCAGCUGUUUGCAACUGAACUGCAACCCAUUCCCCAAAUCUAUUUUUGCUGAGUUGUUUCCAUACCAUAAUGAAAUACUGCAUCAGUCAAGAACGAGCAAUUCUUGAUAUGAGGCAAUCUUUCUGAUAAAAUGAGGUAAAUAUGUUAACUUAUCAUCUAGAUUUAAUCACAAGUACAAUAAUUUUUCAAGACUUAAAUGUAUGUCUUUUCUAAAAAUGAACUUGAGCAUGUAUUUUCUAGAAUUGUUAGAAAAACUAGAUAACAUGAAAGAAAAAUCUGGGUUUCUGCCCUCCCUUUUAUCUUCUUUUUUGACAUUUAAUGUUCUCAUUGAUCAAAAAUUUAAAGAUGAAUGCACUACAGCAGACCUAUUCCUCUCCUUCCCCCCGACCCCAUGGUGACUUCAUUUUACAACAAUAAAGAUUCAGAAUGGAUGUGUCAAAAGGUGAUGUGUGCCAACACUACUUUAAAUGACAGAAAAGCAUACUUAUAUUCAAAGCAAAUGUUUCAAUCUGACUCUGCCUUGGGCCUUGUUAAUAUGAGCAGCUUGCUUAAUCUGUUUCUUCCAGAUUUGAUUUUUGUAUUUUGGUUUGUUUUGUUUAGAAGUUUCCAAUAAAUUUUUUUAAUUGCCUUUUCUUCAAAUAUAAGACUUCAAAGGGUCUGUGCUGUACAAAGACCACUGUUUCUUUCACGAAAAUGCACAUAUUUAAGUAAAUACUUUAAAUGGCAUAGUGCAUGAAUUCAAAGGAGUUGGUAGAAUGUUGCUCCUGCUCUAAGAAACAGCAUGUCUGAUAUCUCCAAAAGUAAAUCUGAAGCUGUGGUCAGUGUUAAUCUGAAGUCUGAUGUUAACUAGAAUUACCUUCAGGCAUUAAUUAAUUACACUUGCACGUUCUCAUGCUGAAGUAUAGCAAGAUUCUCAGGAAUUUGGUUUGUGUGUUUUCAUAGAUGCCACAUUUUUGGGAGUGGUAAUAGGAUUAUUGCAUCUUCAUUAUUAUCUCUAGUGUAGCUUUUAUAAAUUGAGACUAAAUGUCACAAUAACCUUUCUUUUGACUCAGAGUGAAAUAGGAUAUAAAGAUCAUUUUGCUGCUUUUGGCUCUUUGGGUGUGGAUAGGACUGAUUAUUGUCUUUUCUGAUUGACAGGGGAGGAAGGAGUGAGAAACUUUGUAAUUCUUACCUAGUCAGAACUCCUGAAACAUACAGGGGUUUUUUCCCUGCAAAGGUUGGACCCCCUCAGAUGUCUGCAUUAUGGAAACAGUAGUGCUUGUCUUUCACACAGCUUAAAAUCUAAAAAAGAAGUAUUCUACCUCCUCUUAGUCAUGAACAGAAGUGCCUUCAGAAGCGAGUGCCAUACAGGAGUAAAAGGCUAAGUAACAUUCUAUUUUAGUUGGAACUACAGGAGUACACAACUAAGCUGACUGUAACCACUGACAACAUGGUCAGUUCUGCAAGCUUUUGCACAAUUCCAGCAGUGCACCUUAACCUGACAAACUUCAUUUCUUUUUGUUCAUAGUCAGAAACUCAGUUUUAUGGAAAUAUGAACUUGCCUUAGUGUAUGAUUAAAGAGGUUAUGACUUUGGAUUUGACAGAAUAAAGAUCUUUGAGGCAAAAUCAUUUAUCUAGCAAGGAACUUCACUGAAUUUCUGAUACAUAAGUAAAAGUAAUGUUUUAUGCUCAAAAUGAAUGGAGGAAGAAAUUUAACUUGUUGUUUAAUAUCAAGGUAAGGGAAAGAAAGGAAAACCUUCCAUUCUGUCGGUGGAAGACUAAACUGAUGGAAGGAAGAUGUUCAGUCUCAUCAUAAAAAUAUUUAAUCUGCUCUUUUAGCAGGAGGAUAAAUAUUCUGAGAUACUGUAAUUCAAGAUAUUAUAGAUGUAAUGUUCUGUAUUUAACCCAGACUUCAUAUUGAGGGAGUUAGAACCACCUUUAGAAGUGCAGAACAUCAAGAAAACCUAUUUUCACCUUCAGUGUUUACAAGGUACAUCAGUAGGAGAUAAAUCUUUUGGAUAAAAUAGAGAACUGUAGUAUUGGCCAUAGGAAAAGAUGAAGCUCAAGGCAAGCUCUUACAGCAGGCCAAGGAAUAGUGGUUUUUAAUGUCUGUGAAAGUAAAAGUUGUCUACGAAAAAGUUUAAUCAGCUUUAAAAUCCUGGUGAUAUUCUGACAGUGGGCAUUCACAUGUUAAACAAGAUGAAGUGAUGGAAAGGAGAAGUGACAGAAAGUGAAAGAAGGGAUUCUUUUGUCUAUUUUUUGCUUUGCCCAUAUUUUUAACUUCUUACUGAAUUGAUAAAGUGACACUGAAAAUUGACACAAAAUUUCAAGUGUAUUGUAUGAAAUACAAUCACAUAUAGGGUUUUUUAAUGGUGGUUUUUGUCUUUGCAUUUACUUUUUCAGUUGUAUCAAAAUUAAAUUAGCUUCUCUCUUCAACUCUUCAAUGCUGUUGAUACAAUUCCUUUAACAGCUUUGCAGCAGAGCACUGAUUAGGAUAUUGUUCACUUGGUACAGAGGCAGCCAUAGAAUUCAGCUUCCCACAGCCAAACAGUGUCUGCAGAAGUAGCAGGAAUAGAAAGUGGUAUUGUUUUUAACUCGCGUUACUAGAGCGCCUGUGAGGCUUAAUCAGACCAGCAUCCCACUGGCUAGACAUUGUACAAACAAAGAGCAAAAACAAAGACUGCUCACAGAGUGGUCAGAAUCCAAGAGAAGACAAAACACAAAAAAAAAAAUGCACAUGAAUGGAAAAGUAAAAUGAGAGUGUCAAUAUUUGUCUAGCUGAUUAGCAAUGGUUUCAGCACAUCAUCAGUUUAAAUAGUCAUUUUUUUCUCCUGUAUGCAUUACGAAAAGGGGAAACUUUAGGGUGAGAUAUGAAGGCUGGAUAACAAUGGAGCUGGAAGAAUGUAUAAUCCUGACCAGCCUUAUGUGCUGCCUAAACUGUUUGACCCUGACCUCAUUCAGGGAAAUGUUCAAGCUUUAAGCCAGGUAUAGAUAGCUAUUUGUUUAAUAGUAUCAGUCAUCUGAGUUCUUUGGAAGCCUUCUCACACCUCCUGGCAGUGAUUCUAUCACUGUAUUUGCCUCUUCUCCAACACAGGAGAGAAUGGAUAAAAGUUUCUUUGAAAACUUGAUACAGAAACAAAGAUGGUGCCAUGGGCUCCAAAGUGAAUCGUGAUUAUGAGGUCCUGAAAGAGCUCUAAAGCAAAGACAAGUAGAUAGAUACGUAUGAUGAAACAGUGAAGGGGUGUCAGUGAGGAAACUAAAACAAUGGCACAGUCAGAAUACUGCCCUUGCAGUAGUAUUUGGGAUAAGAGCAGUGAAAUUGAUCUGUCAAAGCCUGAGAAGACCAGGUUGCAGUUAACAGGCACAAGUGACAGCUCACCUGAGACUGUCCUGUGAAUGGGCAAAGAUGGCUGUAUCCUACAGAGAGUAACACCACAUUUAGUAAACCAUCAGUGAAAUUUAAAGGAGAGGACAUGGCAAUCAGUCUCAGACAAUGACCCUGAUUUGGCCUACCUUGAAUGACAUGUUAUGAAAGUGAAAAAUAAGGAAAGAUGUUUUACAUUUGGAAAGUUAGAGUCUAACCUGGAGAAGCAGCUCUGCAGGGUUUUUACAUACAGAUAAUAGCUAAAAUUAUAUUUGUGGAGUAAGUUACCAACAGACACAUUGCAGACAGAUAAGGGAAGGCCAGACACUUGGAACCACACAGGAAAGGCAGGAGGGGGAAGUUCUUCCUAAUAAUCUGUUAAAAAAUAAAUUAGGGAAGUAAAGGAAAUGAAAAUAUGGAGGCAGGAGUCAAAUGAGGCUGAGAGGAUUUAAGGAAAACUGCACCACUGGCUUCACUGAACAUAGCCCACAAGGCAGAUGAGUAUAAAAUACCAGUUUGGAGGUUGAUUAGGAAGGUGUUCUCUAGGGGCCAUGGUGAAAAUGAAGAUUAGCUCACAGUCACAGGCAACAGACAGUACAGUCUGUUUGGUAGAGCCUGACAGAACUGCAGGAAAGAAACAGCCUAACCACUAAGAGACAAACAACAGUUAGAAAAGCAGAUCAGUUAAUAAUAUAUUUUAGGUUGGUUUUUCAGUGCAUGAGAUUAUACCAUGUUUAUGUAGUGUAGCAAAAGAAAUGCAGAGGCUGAGGCAUACAGUGAAGAUCAGAAGAGAUAAGUAAGCAUGAAAUGAGAUCAGCAGGCAGUCUGGACUGCUACAAGUGAUCAGAUAAGUGCAUAAAAAACUCAGACAUCUGCUUUUGUGGUAUAGGGGUAAUGGAAAGGACACUUCAUAAAUUCUUAAGUUUUUCCCCUUAGAAAAGCUUCCUCCAGAAUCAAAUAAUUACAAAAAAAACCACAGCAAUACAGGAAAAUGUAGGCUUGAACUGACCUCUAAAGGUCUGUAGUCCAACCUUCUACUAAAAGCAGGGGUAACUUCAAAGUUAGAUGGGGUUCUUUGGGCCUCAUCAACAUCCAUAGCACAUAAAAUGAUACUAAAGUCAGCAGGCAGAAACACAAUACUCAUGGGAAACAUAUCUGAGAUUAAACUAUUCUCAUUAUAAUAAAACUACUCUGUGUGUCAUUGGAAAAUAUUAAUAAUGGAGUACAAGAAAUGUGGUUAGCUUGCAUUAUUUUAAAGUUCUGGAUGAUAUGUGACUGAACUGUACAUGUUUAAUAAUCUUAUUCCAUACUUUUUAAGGUUCUUAAUUGUUUCAAAAUUAUACUCAAUUUUUGAGGUGGCAAAUUUUAUUAUUAUUUUGGAAGAACUAGGGCUAGAGAACUUGCUAUGUUUCUCCCAAAGACUGUCUCUAGCAUGUGUUCCCCCACCACUGGCUAUCAGUUUGUUUCAGGGAAUAUGAUUUUUUAAAAAAACCACAUACCUGUUCUAGGUGCAUACUGUAGAAGACUAUUUUAUAUAUAUUUCAAUAUAUAUUAUUGCCAUCUGGAAAAUAAUAAGUAGCAUGCUAAUUCUACUUUGCUCCAGAAAACCUAAACCUUUGCAUGAUGGAAUUAAGUACUGCUCUCAUAUUGUUCAUCUGUUGCUGAGAACCAAGAUAUUUAGGAAUUCAUUAUUUUGCUUUCAAUGAUGUCAAAAAAACCCUCUUUUUGACCUCAGGUGAAUGAGGUUCAGGACUUGUCUAUAAUAAUGCAUGUACUAGAAAUGCUAUUUUUCCAAUGUAUAUAUUUCGUAGUUUUCUAGUUUUAUUCUAUUAAUAACAUUGUACAAUUGUAGGAAAGACAAAUUACAGCUAGAAAGACCUCAAUUUAGGAGUCAUAAUUGUAUGCAUUCUGUUAAUAUUUCAUGACUGGGGUGAUUUAACAUUUUUACAUUGAUGGAUGACAUUCUUGCCAGGACUACAUAGGAACUGAGGACAAAAGAUAAAAUGAGAAGUAUUGCAGCUUUAUUACAACAGAUGAUUCUCUGGAAAUGGGCUUUUAGAUCUGAAAUCAAAUAUAAUUAGAAGCUUUCAUCUCUUGCAGAAAAUCCAUACUGAUUUUCAUCUUUCUCUCUUGAACAAAAGCUUUGUGUGAUUUUUUUUUUUAAAUAAGCUUUAAUGUUCAACUUUGGAAGAAAUACAGCUCAAAUGUCUUCUUUUGCUAAUUUAAAACCUACCUGCUUCCCAUUGACAACUACUGCGUGUUUAAAGAAGCUAAACCUGUCACAGAGAGAAGUGAUUUAUCUAGAACUGGUUAACAGCUGGGGAAAAAUACUGAGUUUGGUAAUUUUUUUACAAAUCUGUUUUUUUACAUUUGAUAACUAAAACCAGAAGAAGUCAUGUAGAGCAGGUGUGCACACAUACCUGUUUCUUUCUGGGAUUUGACCUUCCUUUCAUACUUCUCUUUGCAAUCUGCACUGUGUGCUCCAUUAAGCCACAGUUCUGCAAACACAGAAGUGAAUCCACAGCCACAUCUGCAGAGUGGCUUUCAGCUUAACAUUCUCUUUUCAGAGAGGGUAAUGGAGCUGACACUGGGGGCAAGCACUGUGCAUACUUGUGUUUUUAUACAGUACUCAGCUUAAUGAGGUUCUAAUCCUGAUGAACCAUCUAGAUGCAGUUAAAGUAUGAAAUAAUUAAUAACAGAAUUCCAUUAAAUUCCCUCCCUGUUCUCCUUAAAUGGUUGCUCAGAAGACUGUCCAGUUUGAGAAAUCAAAGUCCUAAGAACCUAACUUUUUGCAUUACAUGCAACAGAAGUUCUUUCUCUAUUGCACUGUAAAAUAUGAAUACAUGUCUUCAGUAACUCAAACCUCAAUAUCCAGAGGGGCUGGCUAUAAUUCAGUAACUGGAUACAUUUAACAGGGACACUGAUGGUCAAAACAGGAUUUGUAUUCUUACAGCUCAUGACUUAACUGGACUAGUGUGUAUUCUGGUGAACCUGAACAACAUGCACAAAUUUGAGCCCAAUUACCCAGGUAGUCCAUCACUGUGUAUUUAUGCACUCAGUGACAGUGACUGCUCUUUCUCAGCUCCCACUGAAGGUAGUGUGAGUGAUAUCAGAUGCAUGUUUACGAAGAUCACGUUAUUUAUGUGUCUGGACAGAAAGGCUAGUUACUGGAGUAAAAAUUUUGGCCCAUGUACCUUAAAUGCAUAAAACGUUUUUGAGCCUGAUCUCACCAACUUAAUUCAACCUACAAUAUCCUCACCUAUGCAAUCCUUAUGUAGGAGUUCUUGCCAUUUUCUUACAGUUUUGCUUAAUGAAAUAAUUUUUGUUCUUCACUUUUUUUUUUAACAACCCUCUUUUGAGUGUGGCAUGACAUCCUGCCAGUAGAGUUAUAUCAGUGUGCUUAAGAUCAAUACAGAUAGGAUAAACUCUGUGUACAUGCCAGAUUCAGUGUAGGUAACAAAAGCUUUGUGUGACUUUCAUAAAAUCAAGUAAUAUCCACAAACAAGAGACCCACCUCUAAGUCUAACUUCCUGCCUAUAACAAAAUCUCCUCCUGUAUCUGUAGAGAAAAAAAACCCUUCAAUCUCUAUUUUCUGGAUUAUCAUAUUACAUUAACCUUGGUUACUAGAACAUACGUAUAAUGGGAUGCAUAUGAAGAAAAGUUUGAGUCACUACCUGUAUCCACGGCUUUAUGGUCCUAGCAUCUUUUGACCACUCAGUCCUGUGGAGGGGAGGAUGUUAAGCUCUCAAACCGAAUGCUUGCAUGUUUCCCACCUGCUUGUUUUCCACACCUAGAUAAUGAGCUUGGGCCUGAGUAAUCCUAUUUUGAAAUUAUUUCUUGUCAACACAGUGUUCUAUUUCAAAAAUAUCUGUAUGGUUGCAUAGUCCCACAACCCUUCUUCCCCAUGCUACAUACUCAAGGUUCUUAGUUGAUUUCUGUACGACAGAAAAUAAUAAAUCCUAUGUGUAAGUUAAA